UUGUAAAUCGUUUCUACUCCAACUACUGGCUUCAAUAUCACUAAUAUCUCAGAACUGUCUUCUGUCGUUCUAUGUCAACUGAAAGUGAAACGGAGCAAUUAUGGUGUAGUCGUAGCUUCCUAGUCCGUAUAGUACAACGAGAAAGAAUGCGCCUGCUGGACGUUUUCUUCCUGCAUGCGUUCAUUAUUGUCGCGUGCGCGCAAAUGAGUAUCAUUAUUCGAGAUUAUUUCGUUUACAAAAACGUGACCAGAGUAGUGGGAUUCUCGUGCGGCGAUACGGAAGAGGAUUUUCUCACAAUGAGAUUGUUGAACGUCGCCGGGAUGUCCACGGCGAUUAAACCAGCUGGAUUCCAGCUGGAUGUUCUGCGGUACCUCAACACCGAUUACACUAUGGGAGUCUUUCUGGACAUACGAUGUGCGAACCAAAACGUUAGCGGAAUUUUUUAUGAAGCCUCGACUCAUCGCAUGUUUGACUUUUCGUACAAUUGGCUAAUCUUGGGAAGCAAUAUAAACCACAGUUUGCAAAACUUAAACGACACCGGCUUCAGCGUCGUCACGGAUCUCGCGAUUCUGCUGCCGGACUCUGCCGAGAACGAGACCGAUUUCGUUCUCCACGAUGUAUACAAUCCCUGCAAAUGGCGCGGCGGAAUGCUCAACGUUACGCAGCUCGGUACUUGGAGAGAAUACGACGGACUCACGAUCACUCUGACCGGCUCGAGAAUCUUUAGACGGCGAAAUUUUCACGGAUUGCGAGCCAAGGCGGUCGGGAUCGUGCGGUUUAGACCGUCACACGUGAGUUUAAUAGACUACCUGGAAGACGAUACCCAUAUGGACAACUGGUCGAAAUUCGGGCACAUUCUUCUCUCGCACGUCGCCGAUAUGUAUAACUUCACCAUGGAUAUCAUUGAGAUCAAUCACUGGGAGAAGAACGACAGCAACGGUCCCAUGAUGGGCGCUUUGAAGAGAAACGAGGCCGACCUGGGCUACUACCCGUCCAUCCUGACGAUCGAGAGAUACGGAUACGCGCGUGUCAUCUUUCCGCAAUGGCCUACGCGAACCUGCUUCAUAUUUCGUACCAUUCCGGCGAUGAAGAUGAAACCUUGGGUAUUAUUGAAGCCGUUUGCGGCGGACGUGUGGUGCUUGAUCUUCGUGCUUGUGAUAAUUAUCGUUAUCCUGUUGUCUUUCAUACUGAAGCUAGAACGCGCCGACGAUUACAGCUGCAGCAUUUCGGCAUUGGUCGCCAUCGCCGCGUUAAGUCAGCAAGGUUUCCCAUACUUCAAUGACCUAUCGGCUAGUCGAGUCGCCCUCAUUCAGAUCACUGUCUUUGGUCUGUUGGUGUAUCAGUAUUAUUCAGCGGCGAUAGUGUCGGCUAGAUUGAACGAGCCUCUUCACAAGAUGAACGACUCGUUGAUUUCGCUGGCGCACAGUGGAAUGAAACUCACGGCCGAACAGAACGUCUUCUUCAACUUCUUGCUGCGGAAUCCAAGGCCAGAGGUGCAAUACUUCAAAGAAUAUUGGAACUCUCUACCCGAUAAAGAAAAUAGGUUUAUUCCGAUCGAGGAUGGUGUGAAGGGAAUAAAAAAAGGAGGCUUCGCCUAUCACGCCGAUCCGGACGAUAUCUAUCCGUCUCUCGAAUACGAGCUCGAGAAGCAGAUGAUUUGUCAGCUCACGGAAGUUCACUUGAUGCAGUUAGGGUCCGAGUUAGGUUUAUGGUCUAAUCUCUACAGUCAUUUUCACGAAAUUUCCAAAAGAGCGUUACUGAAGAUAAACACCUCGGGACUUCGACGGCGAGAGAUACGCCGUCGAUCGGCCAGAAGGCCUUAUUGCCCGACCGACGAGAUUUUCGUCUCCAGCGUGACCAUCUACGAAGCGGCGCCAAUCUUGAUUCUUCUCAUCUUUGGCAUGAUACUUUCGCUCAUUAUAUUCGGUAUCGAGCACGCCGUCUUCUAUAUGAAUUCGAAACAAGGUCCAAUCAUUAAUAAGAAUACCAAGGAUAAAAUGUUGUCAAUAGAGAAAAGUAAAGCAUCGCUCGAUAAGAAAAAGAAUUUAUUGCUGAAUAAGAAAGGUAAUCUAUCGCUGAAGGGCAAAGGACCGCCUAAGAAUAAUAUCAUUCUGGUCCUUCCGCACGCGAGCACUCUCUUCCAGAAGGUAUUAAUGUCGGACCGAUAUCAAUAAAGGAUAAUAUAGGUGAAAUUGUAGACAAUAAGUGGAUUUUCAAUUUUCAUGUAAAUUAUUUACCCGAUCAUCAUUACAAGUAUACGUAGUGCGCGAAUAAACGUGCUUAAAUAAAGUACAAAUAUCUUUUUAAGAUUGUUUCUACAUCUUGACACGACGCGAUUAUUAGAAUACAACAAUCGCAUUGUAUAAAUCACGCAUGUAUAUAUUUUUUAUAUUUCGUUACAUAUUAUUAUGCCGUACUUUACACGCAUUCGGGAAAUAACUGUGUAAAUAACACGUUAUCAUUUGGAAAAAGUGUGUAAAUACAAUUAUCUUAUCACUUUA
Molecule: messenger RNA, 2501 nt
Organism: Linepithema humile (Argentine ant)
Lineage: Eukaryota; Metazoa; Arthropoda; Insecta; Hymenoptera; Formicidae
Source: RefSeq, a predicted model, not a curated record